Eruca vesicaria subsp. sativa (arugula) is the source of this 2268-nucleotide messenger RNA. NCBI's taxonomy places the organism in Eukaryota, Viridiplantae, Streptophyta, Magnoliopsida, Brassicales, Brassicaceae. The record is from the annotation of a GenBank genome assembly.
CCUCUACAAAUUCUCACUCCUCGUGGACUGUUUUCAUCGCCUUUGGUAGUUAGAAGUUGUAAUUGGUGUAAACCCUAAGAUAACCGUCGAUUUUCAUCGUUGUUUUUGCUAUCUUCUUCUUCGCUCGUCGUACAUUGUGUGUACGCUAAUGGAAAGUAACAGUUGAUUUGCAUGCUAAUUAUUGUUGGUCAGAUAAAAACAAAAAAAAUGAGCUGCAACAACACUACACACGUCUCUCAAGAUUCUGUGGUUGUUAAACGUGAGCACCGUUCCAAAGGGAAUGUUUUAGCUCAAGACUCUGAAGAGAAUAGAGGAUCGUUAGGUGCGCAGAGUAGCACUAGUGUGGUUGAUCAGGUCCGGACUCCACCUGAAGAGGCUGGUGUUACUUCUUCAUCCACCAUUUGCCCAGCUCCGGUUUGUAGGCAGUUCUGGAAAGCUGGAAGCUACAAUGAUGAAUUGAGUUCUAAGUCUCAGCAGCCAACUGGAAAAAAUUAUCUUCAUGUGCAUCCUAUGUUCCUUCACUCCAAUGCUACUUCACAUAAAUGGGCUUUUGGUGCUGUUGCAGAACUGCUUGACAAUGCUGUGGAUGAGAUCCAAAAUGGGGCCACUUUAGUCCUUGUAGAUAAAACCACCAAUGCAAAGGAUGGUACAACAGCAUUGUUAAUUCAAGAUGAUGGUGGUGGUAUGGAUCCUCAGGCAAUGCGGCAUUGCAUGGGUUUUGGAUUCUCAGAUAAGAAAUCGGAUUCAGCCAUUGGAAGAUAUGGAAAUGGUUUCAAGACCAGCACAAUGAGGCUUGGAGCAGAUGUUAUUGUUUUCAGUCGCCAUUUUAAAAACCAAACAUGGACACAAAGUAUAGGGCUCCUUUCGUAUACAUACCUGACACGUACAGGCCAUGAUAGAAUAGUUGUUCCCAUUUUGGAUUACGAGUUCAAGACAUCAACUAAUGAAUUUUUGACAUUGCAAGACCGAGACCGUUUUAUAUCCAAUCUCUCCAUUCUACUAGAAUGGUCUCCAUUUUCAACAGAGGCAGAACUUCUGCAGCAGGCAAGGCCGAAUUUCUUUUUAAAAUUUUCAGCAUGUAACCCAUGUUGUUUACAGUCUCUAUAUUUAUUGUUUGACGACCUUGGAUCACAUGGGACAAAGGUUAUUAUCUAUAAUAUGUGGCUCAACAGCGAUGCUAAAUUGGAAUUAGACUUUGACUCGGAUACAGAGGAUAUUCUCAUUGAAGGAAACAUAACGAAAACUGGAUGUAAGAUUACGAAUGAUCAUAUUGCAACUCGGUUUUCCUACUCUCUUCGUGUUUACCUAUCCAUAUUAUACUUGCGGAUUCCUGGGACUUUCAACAUUGUGUUGCGUGGUAAGGUUGUCAAGCAUCAUAACGUUGCUGAUGAUCUCAAGCAUCCGCAGUACAUCUUGUAUAAACCUCAGGCGGCUGGACAUGAAGAGGCUGAAGUGGUAACGACGAUUGGAUUUCUGAAAGAAGCUCCGAAGAUAAACCGUUGUGGGUUCUGCGUUUAUCACAAAAACCGCCUAAUAAUGCCAUUCUGGCAAGUCGUGAGCUACUCAGACAGUAAAGGAAGAGGAGUUGUUGGUGCUCUAGAAGCUAAUUUUAUUGAGCCAACCCAUAACAAGCAGGAUUUUGAGAAAACUGUUCUCCUUCAGAAACUUGAAAAGCGUUUAAAGGAAAUGACAUUGGAGUAUUGGAAUUGCCAUUGUGUGUUGAUUGGGUAUCAAGAUCAAGCUACUAAGAGGGCUCGUCAAAAGGUUCAUCAAAAUGUUCAACCUGGUGGUAGGAAAAAUGGCAACAUGUUCCAGAAGAAUUCUGCUGGAGAUGGUGGCAGACAAACAACAAGUCCUCCUCCAGGCUUCCCAGCAGUUUUUCAUAAUGCAAAUUUGGCAUCUCUCCCUAGGGUUUCAGCUGAGCCAGUGGUGUUGGAGAAGAGGAAAGAACAUCCUGAUCUUGUUGCGAAUCCAGCGUCAAAAAGAAAGGUGGGAAGUGAUGGCUUCUCUAUCCCAGGACAUAUUCGGGUUGAACAGGGAUCUGCAACUCGGUCACAAGAUAGUGAAACUACCAAGUUGAUGGACGAAAACAAGAAGCUCCGAGCAAAAUGUUUGGACCACAAGGUGCGAAGUCAAAACCUUGAAAUCAAGGCGAUGAAUCUGAGUAGUGAGCUGGAGAAGGUUAACAGUGAGCACGAGAGGUUAAUGAAAGAGCUGGAAGCUUUGGGUAUGGUGAAAGAGGAGCGCAGCAGAAAUGUAAAUACGUAG